CACAUGGUCUCGCUGUACACUCUUUGGUCCCACCCUGACUGUCCCCUACCCCUUCUCAAAUCCACCAAAUUAUAUAUUAUUAUUUAAGGAAAAUGAUUUCCCAUAAUCCAAAUUAUAUUCCAACACUACCCUUGGCUUAUCCAAAAAUGCACCAUUUGUGUUGCCCCUUGACACCAGUUUAAAAGGGUGUGAUUUGAAGCUGCAUUUAGUUCCACAAAGAAACAACAUAUAGAUUAUAAGCACCUCCCCAUAAGCAAACCACAAAGGAAAGCUUGGAGAGAGACCCAAAAACAAUGUCUAAGGAAGUGAGUGAAGAAGGACAGGGUCGUAAGGACUAUGUGGACCCUCCACCGGCACCUCUGAUUGACAUGGCUGAACUCAAGUCAUGGUCUUUUUACAGAGCCCUCAUAGCUGAGUUCAUAGCCACUCUCCUCUUCCUCUAUGUCACUGUUGCUACCGUAAUUGGUCACAAGAAACAACAAGAUGCAUGUGAUGGUGUUGGUCUCUUGGGUAUUGCAUGGGCUUUCGGUGGCAUGAUCUUUAUCCUUGUUUACUGCACUGCCGGUAUCUCAGGUGGACACAUUAACCCUGCGGUGACUUUUGGGUUGUUUUUGGCCCGUAAAGUAUCUCUCAUCAGGGCUGUGGCUUACAUGGUGUCACAGUGCUUGGGUGCUAUAUGUGGAGUUGGGUUGGUUAAAGCUUUCAUGAAGCAUCCAUACAACUCCCUUGGCGGUGGUGCAAACACGGUGGCUUCUGGCUACAACAACGGAACUGCUUUGGGAGCUGAGAUUAUUGGAACUUUCGUACUUGUCUACACUGUUUUCUCAGCCACCGACCCCAAGAGAAGUGCUCGUGACUCCCACGUCCCUGUAUUGGCUCCCCUUCCAAUAGGGUUCGCAGUGUUCAUGGUUCACUUGGCUACCAUCCCCAUCACCGGUACUGGUAUUAACCCUGCAAGGAGUUUCGGUGCUGCUGUAAUCUACAACAACGACAAAGCCUGGGAUGACCACUGGAUUUUCUGGGUUGGUCCAUUUGUUGGAGCACUUGCAGCAGCUAUAUAUCAUCAGUACAUCCUUAGAGCAGCAGCUAUCAAAGCUUUGGGAUCCUUCCGCAGCAACCCCACCAACUAAAAAAAAAUCAACCCAAAUAGCUUUGUCUCCACUUCACUCUUUUUCUAUUUUCUCCAUUUGUUCGUUUGUGUGUAUGAGAAGAUUAUUAUUAUGAAUGAUGAUGAUGACCCUCUCCUUUUUAUCAUUUUUCUCUAUUUAUAAAUAUUUAAUCCUUUGUUGUUAGCUUUUGCUUCUCCCAUGUAUCACUGUUUUUUCACAUUGUGUGCAGUGUAAAUCUCUUUUAAGAAUUUAGAUAAUUGAUUCCUUAGUGUCGUUUCUUAAA
Molecule: messenger RNA, 1392 nt
Organism: Gossypium arboreum
Lineage: Eukaryota; Viridiplantae; Streptophyta; Magnoliopsida; Malvales; Malvaceae
Product: probable aquaporin PIP2-8
Exons: 4
Coding region: 294-1130 (278 amino acids)
Biological process (GO): transmembrane transport
Cellular component (GO): plasma membrane
Molecular function (GO): water channel activity
Source: RefSeq, a predicted model, not a curated record